AUGCCUAGUGGACGCUUGUUUUGUGAUGUUUGUAAAUCUUAUGAUCAAGAUGCUUCUAAUUGCCCUCGUGCAUGUAUGGAUGUUUGUGAUGAUCAAGAUGGAAAUGUGAAUGAGCAUGUGAAUUAUGUGUCAAACAAUAAUGAUUCUACGUUUGAGAAUAAAAGAAGCCUAGAUCCCAAGAGACUGGUCAAUGCUAUUGUUACAAGAAGUGGUAAGGUUCUUGAGGAGAGUUUUCAUAGGAAGAGUGAGAUCAAGGAGGCCACAAAAGAGGUUUUGGUAGAAGAUGAGAGAGAUGGUGCAUCUUUCAGUGAGGUUAAGAUUGAGAAACCUAGUGAGUGCAAUUACAAUGAACAAGAUGCCACAAAGCUAAAAGACCCCGGAAACUUUUCCAUCCCUUGUGCCAUUUACAAAAUGAAAAUUGACAAUGGUUUAUGUGACCUAGGUGCUAGUGUUAGCCUUAUGCCAUAUUUGGUAUACCAAAGGCUUGAGAUAGGGGAACUCUUUCCUACCAACAUCACUUUGCAAUUGGUCGAUAGAUCAAUUAAGUUUCCUAAGGGUAAGCUGGAGGAUGUCCCUUUGAGGGUUGGGAAAUUUGUUAUUCUGGUAGAUUUUGUGGUGCUUGAGAUGGACGAAGAUUCUAGCGUUUUUUCUAUAUUUCUAGGGAGACUAUUCCUUGCUACUUCGGGUUAUAUGAUAGAUGUGAAGAGUGCUAAAAUUUCAAUCAAAUUAGAGGAUGAGGUUAUAGAAUUUAACUUGAAUGAUAGUAUAAAGUAUCCAAGUUCUUCUUUAGAAAAUUGCAUGUUGAUUGAUUCUCUUGAUCAUGUGAGCGCCAAGCUUAAGAGUUGUUUGGUGUUUUGA
This is a messenger RNA of Chenopodium quinoa (quinoa), 858 nucleotides long. RefSeq lists its product as uncharacterized. Lineage: Eukaryota; Viridiplantae; Streptophyta; Magnoliopsida; Caryophyllales; Amaranthaceae. The coding region runs from base 1 to 858 and encodes 285 amino acids. The record is from RefSeq and is a predicted model, not a curated record. The transcript is spliced from 3 exons.